Molecule: messenger RNA, 817 nt
Organism: Populus trichocarpa (black cottonwood)
Lineage: Eukaryota; Viridiplantae; Streptophyta; Magnoliopsida; Malpighiales; Salicaceae
Product: gibberellin-regulated protein 11
Exons: 3
Coding region: 113-409 (98 amino acids)
Source: RefSeq, a predicted model, not a curated record
ACUUUGACAAGAAACCAACCACCCCAUUUAUUACCGUCCUCCUUGCGAAUUCUUUCAUAUAAAUACACCUCAUUAGAAGAAGAAGGUAACCUUAAAGUCGUGUCUUAAAGCAAUGGCCAUCUUCAAGACUCUAGCUGCUGUCCUCCUUGUAGGAAUCGUCUUCAGCCUUGCUGUAUCUGAUAUGGUGAUCAAGAGCUUGGUGGAGAGUGACCCAGCCCCGCAGAUAGACUGUGCUUCGGCUUGUGCUGUGAGGUGCCAAUUGUCGUCAAGGCCAAACCUAUGCCACCGAGCGUGUGGUACCUGCUGUGCUCGUUGCAACUGCGUUCCUCCGGGCACUUCUGGCAACUAUGACGUGUGUCCCUGCUAUGGCAACAUGACAACUCACCAUGGCCAGCACAAGUGCCCUUGAACAGCUUUUGGCCAUCCUGCUGCCGCUUUAAUACCAUGGAGAUUGCAAUUACCUGAAUAAGGAUGCACAAAACAACCACGUUCAUACAAAAAAACAUAAUAAAGAAUUACUAGAACGAGGACGGGAAGAUAAGCAUUGAAUAUAUUUGUGGAUUUAACUUUAUUUAUUUAUUUUUGGUAUAUGGUGUAGCUUUCUGUAAAAAGAAGAGGAAAAGAAAAGAAAAGGGUGGAGAUACUUUUUAUGCAUAGAAAUCAUUUCCACUGCAUGUUUUGAAGGGGAGAGCAUAAUUCAAGAAAAUCCAAUUACAUAGUUUGUAUUUUUCUUGGGCCUGGUUAUAUCUAGUCAGAAAUUUUCCCAGCAAUGAUGGGGGACCAUGUUAAUUUAUGAAUGGGAAUCGGCAUUGUACAA